Theobroma cacao (cacao) is the source of this 816-nucleotide messenger RNA. RefSeq lists its product as uncharacterized. The record is from RefSeq and is a predicted model, not a curated record. NCBI's taxonomy places the organism in Eukaryota, Viridiplantae, Streptophyta, Magnoliopsida, Malvales, Malvaceae.
UAUAUAAACCAUGGCCACUUUCUUCUUGCAAACAAACCAGUUCAUUCUAGAGAAAAUUUUAAAACAGUGAUUGACUCUCUCCCUCUUUCUCUGCAUAAAAUACCACAUCUCAUUCCAGCUUUUAAAUUUGCUCUGAAAACAUAUGGCUAGAUACUACAGAGAUUCAUUCUUAGACUAUCUGUCCCUUCCACCUCUCCACCUAUGUUUCUUUGUUUCCAUCCUCUUUUUUGUACUGGGUUUUUCCUGGUACAUAAACUACGAGUCCAUGUUUGAGGAUUUCAUCAACCAGCUGAAAUUCUUCCUCAUGCUGUCCCCGGUUGUUCUGCUGCUUCUCAUUCACUGCUUCUCAGGGAGCGUUCCUUUCCUUAUUCCACUGCCGGAACAAGAUUCACUUCACAGAACAGGAGGGUCGCCAUGGGGGGUGGCGCUUUUGCUUGUGUUCCUUCUAUAUAUGAUCUCUUAUCAAUCUUCUUUUCAUGAGCGUUGGUUCCCAUUGGGGACUAAAUAAUGAUCAAGAGACAUGUAUAUGUAACCUUGGGGGUGUGUUUUUUUUUUCUGUGUAUUAGUUAUAACAGAGACAUUUUGAGGUUGAGCUUGGCUUGCCUUUUUGGUACACAAGACUUGCUUUUUUAUCUUUCCAGUAUAUUAUAUGUUGUAUGUAGCUUUGUGUUUUGGUCAGGUUCUAUAUGUAGAAGAUCUUAUGGAAUUUGCUGUGUUGAUAUGUAUAUUGAUUUCAUCUGUUGUUUCUUAGGUUAAUAACUGAGGUAAUCUCAUAGUUGAUUCAGUGAAUUCUUUACUGUGAAUCAUUUCUCUGAU